AAAAAAAUUCAACGUAUUUGCUCUAAUGCUUUUCUUUUAAGUCCGACAACUCCACUAAAAUGGCGUCUUUUGGUUAAAUCGCGGUGAAAUGUCAUUUCGGUUCCUGGUGACACAGAGGCUCCGCGUUUUCCCGCCGACCGCUCAGCCAGCAGGGGGCAGUGGGGAAAACAAACAGGUCGAACGGAGGAAAACUGGUCGCCGGCUGGAAGUGGAGUCUGUCCGCGUCGAAUGAGUCGCAGGCGGGAACUGAGUCAAAGUCGUCCACGGUGGCCGGUUCGGUGCUGCUGGGCCGUCUUUCGGAGUUUUCUCCCCCCCGAGUAUGUGGCCGUUUAUCGGUGGAGCGUGUAGUGAAUCUGCUGCGGGUUUGUGUGUUCUCCUCGACGUCGUUGACCGGGUGUGAAUCUGCGUUUGGCGACACCGUUUCACCGGAUUUUGGCGGCUGCGGGUGCAGUGACAGUCGAGUCGCGGGCAUGCACACGAGGCGCUUGGUGAAGCGGUCGAUCCUCGGCAGCCGCGUUUACGCCCCGAGUCCGACCGGGGACGGUGCCCCGGUGACAGGAGUGGUCCAAGCUGUCAAGCAGGAGAACAGGGACGUGGAGGUCCGGCGCAACGUCUACACGGUCCUCAUGCAGGACGGGAGCCUGAAGGAGUUCACCGAGGAGGAGAUAGCGGUGGCGGCGAAAGGACCGCUCAAGUCCAGCCUGAAGCUGAGCUCCAGUAAUGGAGCAGUAGAAGGCCAGAAGGAGAGCGGCUGCCUGAACCCAGAGGCAGCAGAGGAGCAGCGGCCGGUGGACGGCAAGCGUGUUAGCCGGGACCCCGAGACCCGAUCUGUGUCUUUGCUGGAGCAGAAACGCAAAGUCGUCUCCUCCAGUAUUGAUGUCCCACAUACCAGGCGUUCCGAGGAGGAAGCGGAUAUGGAUAAAGUGACAGCCGCCAUGGUUCUGACCAGCCUCUCCACAAGCCCUUUGGUCAGGAGUCCGCCUGUUAAAGUCAGCGAGGGUCUGAGUAAUUCAUGGAAGGACAAUGGCCCGGCCGUACCUUUCACACCAUCCAGCAACAGCUCUUCUGGGGGCUACUGGAGCUGGUCUGCCCCCAGUGACCAGUCCAAUCCCUCCACACCGUCUCCACCGCUCUCAGCAGACAGCUUCAAACCCUUCCGGGUACCCAGCCUGGGCGGUGUGGGCUCUGGCCCCACAGGACCCGAGGACCCCAGUCUGGAUGAUCAGGACGGCACCAGUCUGCUUUUCGAUGAGCCCAUUCCUCGCAAGCGCAAGAACUCCAUGAAGGUGAUGUUCAAGUGCCUCUGGAAGAACUGUGGCAAAGUGCUGAGCACCACUGCCGGCAUUCAGAGACACAUCCGCACCAUCCAUCUGGGGCGUAGCUGUGACUCGGACUGCAGCGACGGCGAGGAAGACUUCUACUACACAGAGAUCAAGCUCAACACGGACUCUGUGGCCGACGGCCUGAGCAGCCUUUCGCCAGCAUCGCCCUCCGUCCUGUCUCCUCCGCCUCCUCCCCCAUCUCCUCUACCGCCGCUCAGUCAGCCUCCAGACUCCCAUCGACCCCCGCCGCCCUCCAACGCCAAGGAGCCCCACGUUGGCGGCACCACGCCGCUCAGUCGCUCUGCGCCCAGCGCUCUCUACCUCAUCCACACAGAUCACGCCUACCAGGCCACAGCUCCGGUGUCCAUCCCCUCCAGCAGCAGUAACUCAGCCGACUCGGCCUCCACCAGCUUCACUCCCACCAACAGUUCCGGCUUCAGCAUCUCCUGGCAGUCCCCUCCGGUCACUUUCACGGGGAAAACGGUGUCUCCAAGUAAAAGCCAAGGAUUCGGGGAGCAGCGCUCCCAGACCAUUUCCGUGCUUUCAUCCCCUCCGAGAGCUGCCACCGCUCUCAGUCGAAAGGUUCGCGGCGAGGGGAAGAAGUGCCGCAAAGUGUACGGGAUGGAGAACCGCGACAUGUGGUGCACCGCCUGCCGCUGGAAAAAAGCCUGUCAGAGAUUCACCGACUGAUGGGGGCCUACAGCUGUCAUCCAGAGCUUUUGGGAGGAGGGGGGGGGGCAUCAUUUCUGCAUGCUUUUGAUUUUUGUCUGCCCCCCCCCCAGUACUCAUCCCCCUCUUAACUCCACUGAAGCGGUCCAGCCCUGGGUGCAAAUGAAGGAGAUCAAAACUCUGCAUCACCGUCCGUGAUCUCAAAUUCUGCCUCAAGCCCCACCCACCAUUCCCAGUCCAGGGAACCCCCCCCCCCCAGUGCAGCUAAACCGUGUAAAAAGAAGAGAUUAGAAAAUAGUUAUCAAGACUUCUGCUUUUUUUUUCCCUCUUUCUUUUUUUAACGUUUGGUCCAGUGAUGCAUCUUUCUAUGUUUUGUACAGAGAUUUUUAAAGAAACGUCUGGUCAAAGAAGGAGCCCGAAAAAAAUCAACAAGGCUAUGAGAUUUUGAGUGUUUCAUCAGAAGACUAAAAAGAAAAACAGACUUUUUUUUUUAUCUUAAAGGAGAAGUGGGACCUGUUUGAUGGAAGGGAGGUUGGUGCUUUUUUGUUCUUCCUUCAACCUUCCCUUUUAUACGUGUUUUUCCCACAUGGGGCCGUUUUAAAGUGAUCUUUUUGUCACCAACAUCACGCCGUCUCCUGCUUCCACGGCGACGCAGAGGAAACACACAGACGAGGAAGAAAAAAAGAAGGAGCUUGAGGUGGAUGUUUAAUGCAAAAAGACACCGUUUACAGUCAGGGGAAAGCAAACGGACACAUUUACACAACAUGACUCUUUUUGUUGGUUUUAUUGUGCAGAUCCUUGUGUCAGGGGUGUGAUUCUAAAGAAAAACCAGCAGCUGAAAAGUGUUUGAUGUUGCCAGAAGGAUCUCAGCAGCUUCUUUACUUAACUUUGCAACCAAAAAGAAAAAGAAAAAAAACUCCAUAAUUUAUUGUUAUCUUUAACUUUUAUUGGCUGUUGUUCAGGUGCUAGUUUGCUUUUUUGUUUUAUUAAUGUCACUUGGAAAAUCUGUCCUGACCAAAUUGUCAAAAGACCUUCCUGUUUGCACUGGAAGUCAGCUGCAUGCGACAGAAUCCUCCCCUCGUCUUCGUCAGAUCCCCUCCAAAAGGAAAAUCCUGUGAAGAAUUUGUUUACUCGCUGCCUCAAAGGUUUACCUGCUUACCAAAAGAGGGGAGGGUUUAAACCAAAAUGUUGCACUGCACGCUUAUAUUCCCUUAAGUUGAAAAAAAAAAACUAACAUCAUUUCUUUGUACGAUCAGGUCUACUGGACUUUAAAAAGCAACAGUAAAUCGACUCUUUUUAGUGUUUUCAGAGGUGUUUGGAGUGACAUUUAAGCAUUUGAUUGGGUCAAUCAUUGUUGGUUUUUAUUUUUACAUGUUUCUUAAAGAUUUGUCACCAAGUGUAAAACCUUUUUUUUUCUUUUUGUAAAAUAAGGCCAGCGAAUGGUCUUCAUCAUUUUACUUAUUUAUUUAUAUCUGAACGUGUUUCUUUGAGUCCCAGCUGUCAGAAAACAUGGUUGUUGCUAAGGUGGACAGUCAGCUGGAGGGGCGGAGCUUGGACUUCAUUACUUUUGGAGUCUUUAGCUGCCACUUUGUGAGGUUGUUGUUUUUGAGCAUGUUUUGGUUCUGUGGCUGGACUUUUCCAACACCAUCUUCUUCACACCGGUACGCUUUUUAUUUGGCAUUUUUCCAGCGUCUGAUGACUCAUACCGCUCGGUCUUCAUCUUCCACUUUGAGUGUCGGGCUGCUCCAGGGAAGGAUUCCCACUCCAAAUAUGGCUGCAGCCCUUAAGUGGGGUUGUUGUUUUGUCUGUACACUGACGUGUUUACAAGAGAUCUUUUGCAUUUCUUCAAAAACCAGUUUGCCCAUUUACAAUGUGAACUUAGCACGAGAAGACAAAUCUAUAUACAAAAUGUUCAAAUGCAAAGCAAAAAAAAGGAAAAAUGUUCUUUUUUUUCCAUAUAUUUUUUCACAUAUAAAUAUAGUUUAUUUGUUCUAUUUUCACAUUCUUCAGAGGAAGUCUUGUGGGAUGAAAGCUGUGGCACAAAAACCAGCUUUCUGCCUCUAAAGCUGGUCUGCAAGCCGUUUGUUUCACGUCUUGUGUGUGAUCGCACAGGUGUGAGUCACAACCGAGAAACCCUCUCCAGCCAAAUAUGCAAGCCAAUCCGUUCCCCAAGAAUCACUAGAGGUCGUUGACAAAAACCUGAAGCGUCUCCACCACAGGUUCUCACGAUGGACCCACACUUUGGCUUCACAGAUGCUUCCCUAUUGCUUUCCCAGCAUCCCUUGGUGCCGAUUCUUCCACUGCUGUUCGGAAACAUUUGCCAUCAGAAGGCAGUCCGGGUUCUGCCCAGCGGCAAAUCCCAGAGAUGACCACAUUUUAUCAGAACUUGUCUGCGCAGUUGUUUGAAGAUAACAGUUGACACCCUCCGCAGGGGGAGAAAGCACGCAGGUGCUCCACGCCCCCACAGCGUGCAGCUUCUCCCACAGGCGGUCUCUUCACGUCAACUCCAUUCUGUUGCACGCUUGUAAAAACGCCUCGCCUCACGCCUCUGGACACGAGAUAGCUGAAAGCGGGUUCUGCCAUUUAUCAUCGUAGAAUCUCUGGUUUUAGGAAAAUGCAACAAAAAAAAUGAGACAAACGUUUUCAUCUUUUGGUUUAAGGAUCUUUCUUAUCGGUCAGCUGUGAUCUCUCUAUCUGAAGAGAAAUCUCCUAAACGUGUUGCUUUUGAGUCCUCAGCUGUCAUUGGUCAGACUUAUAAAAGUGAUUAAGCAGAAAAGCUCAUUUGAACCUAACUAAAGAGAAAUCUCCCCUUAAGCUACGUUCAAAGGUGUUCAGAAACGGGUUAAACGCCGGUUCUUCAACGCACGCUUCACAUAUUCACACUGGAGAAUCAGGGAGGGACUUCUUCUUUUUGGCAAAGCGGUGCAAAUGUGGCUCCAGGCUUUUCCUUUCACAGCUCUAUUACAAUAUAUGAAGGACUUCAUGAUCAAUUCCCAAACGACUCCGUGAGUCAAAAAGGGAGGCCAUCCACACGUCACUGGCAAAUCCUCGUACCUGAUUGGUCAAACUUCAACUGCUUUAACGUUCACCGGGUGUUCGACGGUGGCGUGUUUUGUACGUAGAGCUCCCAAAAAACAGACUUAAAAGCAAAAGACCAACUCUCACAUUUACACAGACUUGUCAUUGAAAGCGGUUGCCUGAACGCAGGUUGCUGUCGAGGCCGACGUGAACGUAGCUUCAGAGAGCAGAGGAAAGGCAAUUUGUCGUGAUAAAAUGAAAGUCUUGUGCUCUCAAAAGCGGCACAUUGGUGGUCUGGAAGUGUCUGAAACAGUUGGGAUGUUUCCUUCUUAAACUUUUGCAAACCUUGGAAGGAUUGUGGACCUCUGAGGAUGGAUCCCGGAUCAUUUCUCUAGUUUUUGGGGUAAAUUAUUUCAUGACUUCACUCCCAAAUUGACCGCCUAAUGACGCCUAACACACCUGAAAGCAACACACACACACACACACACACACACCCCCUCUCAUAAAUUGAUCAUCCCACUCAUUCGUAUUGAUCUGAUCUGUCAGCUGAAGGAGAGCCCAGGAAGCGGCUCCUGUCGCCGCUCACGCAGCACAGCUAAAAGGAUUUGGAGACCCACCGUUGGCAGCCCCCGCCGCUGCUCAGAGAGUGACGGGAAUACUUAUGAGGGCCUUCCCUGAGGAGGGGCGCGGCCGCUGUGGCUUUUGUUCUCUUGUUUUUCACUCCGCCGCCGCCCGCUGAAGGGCAUGGCGCCGUCUUACAGGCCAAAUAAAACACGAUUCCACUUCUCACUUUAUGUACCUGGUCUUCUCAAACACCAGACGUGUAGAUGACAGGAAGCUCCUACUCAGUACUUUCUCAUGUAGGUCAAUAUACGCUACAAACUAUACAAAUGAAGCUACAGUACAGUAUAUCUAAGCUUAAGUAUUGGUGUGUAUCCGUACAUUUGUGUGAUAUUCAUAGAUUUAUACUCAGAAGUUGCUUCUUAUGUCAGAGUUUACUGUCAGACAGGUGGAGGGUCGCACCUUUUAGCCGGGAGCCUCGUCACCUUGGUGGCUCCAGUUAAACCAGCAACAGCAGAGGAUCACAAAGCGCUCACCUCUGUGUGCCUGCAGGUGGCGCUCUGUGGAAUCGGAAGUCAUAGCCAUACGUAACCAGAGCUCUUUUUUUUAAAGCUAAUUUUAAAGACAAAUACUUUAAAAUCUAAAUUUUAGGCAGGUUCAUAAAGCAAAAGGAGCUGGAGCCAGCACAGUUCACCCAGUAACCACUAGGUGGCUUCAUUAUGGUUCAGUUUUACCUCAGAAUUUUUUUUUAUCUUUUAGAUAAAAGGGGACAGAAAGGUCACAGUGAGGACCUUCUAAAAGGCCACUCCCCCUUUUGUUAGCAAGAUUUUUCCGGAGAUUGUUAGCAAUUCAGAUGUCAAAUUUAAAAUAAAUAAAGUUGACCGCCUUUGGUCUGUCAGGCUAAAAUAAAGCAGAGGUUCGGUGACAUCACGAUUUAGGUUGGCGCAACGUAACCAAUGUUCAGGCUCUGCUGAUGCUGGUUGCUAUAGCUACGAAGCUGAAUGAUGUUUUGCAGGCCCGUGUUGGGUGUCUGCGUUUCAUUCAUUCAGGAGUGAAAUGAGAGGAGGUGAUAUGGCUUCUCUCCCAACUCGACAUUAUUCCUGACACUGGUUCCUCGUGCGUUUCCAGGAUCGACUUCCCCUUCGUUUAGUUUGGAGGAAUUGAACGUGCCUUUGGCGAGCUCAGAGUUUCCCCCUCGUCCCGUGAGGGAACUCUGGAUGUGCUGCUGUUUUAUGCAGACGACGGUGGAAUGUUUCUGGUGCUGGCUGGUCGGAGUUCUCCUCUGCAGAUCUAGAGGUCUCAGAUUUGGGUCUGGAGGACGCGCGUCUUGUGAGUUGCUUUCGGGGGCCCCUUUGGCCUUUUCUUGGUUCCAAAAAAACAAACAAAAAAAAAGAUGUUACAAGAAGUUUCAGUGACUUUUCUACUCUUUGCUGUAACUUGUACACCUUUUUUUUUUUUUUUUAAAAAGAUGAAGCCGUGUAUCAACUGGGUGUUUUUGUCGACUGUGCCAGUUUUUGAAAACCUAACUUUUUUUUUUUUUUGCCUCCUCGUUUUCCCCAAAAACUUCUUUUCUCCCUUCUGUACAAGGGCUUGUAGAUAACUGUGUGUCGACAUGAAGAGGUGUUGUUUCGGUGCAAUCUAGAUCUGUUUGGAAAAUCACAGGAGACUUCUUCAGCCAACAGCGUGUGAAACAGUCGCUGAGAUGAUCCAUUUUUAGCACGGAGCUGCUGAGCGGUUUCCACAGGAACCAGAACACAAAAAGAAAAACGUAUUGGCUGCAAUAGUUGCUUCAAAACUUUUCAAUCAGGGGUCUUUUUUUGGGCUACAGCUCCUUCUGUUUCACUUAAAUAUGCAACAGAGAGCGGCGCCCCGCCCCCUCUCUCUAAACUGGAUCAUCUCAUUGGCUGUUCAGACUGAUUACAAAUAUGUCAAACCUCAAGAGCUCAAUGACUGUCGCACUGGAUUUUUACAGUAUACAAGUCUGGUCUUAAUGUAUUUUUAACGCUGCAUGUGCAUGCGGGGGGAAAACAAAAAAGCUAUAAAAAAAAGUGAUAGACUUUCUACAAAUGUGCUCUACUUGUGCCGUGGCGACCACAAAGCAGCCUUUGUCGACUCAGCAGUUUUUCUGUUUCACUGUUGAUGCUUUGGCGCCAGUUUGCCGAAAGCAGAGUGUGAGAAGUUAGCCGGAAAAAGAUCAAUAAGGGAAAAACAGGAAGCCUGGAGAGAGUUUUUGUAGCUUGUAAGAUUUUUGAGUCGGUAUACGAAAACUGUUUUUCAUAAAAAUAAAAUAAACAGUUUAUUUCUAGGUAUUUUUGACCAAUAAAUCUAUAGUUAUCAUAUAAAUCCCAAAUCUGGAAUGGAUUCAAAGUUAUGGCAGCCAUAAGGUUGAAAUGGCUGCUCUCCUCGCUCAUGUGGUCACCACCCGGGUUUUUUGUUUUUUUUUUUGUUUCUAAACCCUUCUGAAGCCUCAAACUGUAAAUGUUUGGUGUACUAAAACGUAGAUGCAACAUCUGCAGACACGCUCCGUGCGUUAGCCGGGCCCAUUUUGGGUGUCAGAAUGUCAAGCCUCAUCUGGGGAGGGGGGGGGUUGUGCUGAGGUGCUCAGGUUAUCAUUCCUCACGUUUUCAGCUCUGACUUUAAAGAAAACGUGCGGGGGUUUUUUUUCUUUUUUUUUUCUAGACACUGAGCCAUAAAAAAGUUGCUUCACUUUUAUGUCUGUCGGUAAAUCGUUUUGUUUAAACUACUGGCUUUUACCGCCUUUUACUUCCAUAUCUCCAACCGGCUGCAGAUCUGCUGUUUCCGGUUCUCCGUCCCAACCUGCAUCAUGCUUUCAGUGGAUCAAAUCCACUUGGGUUUUGUCGUCAGAGCAGUUUCACCAAACAUAUGUCCCUGCGGCUUCAGGCCUCGCGCUGUGAUGGUGUGGAAGCGGCUCCUCGGCGCCGCUAGUGUGCGUUUGCACAGAGAGCGUUCCCGGUGACCGCCUGAGGUGUGUCCCAUCUGCUCCUCCUGGCAUUCGCACCUCCUCCACGUUUGUGCUGGGAAAAGUGAAUGCAAAAAGGAAAGAAAUUUGUGGAAAAGAGACAUUCAUGCGGUCACAAACCUCAACAUUUACACUUGCUUUGCUGCUUUUGUCAUCGUGGUCUGGAGAGCAUUGCCCUCGAUCCAAAAAGAACAUUUUAACAGGAUUUUACAUUCAUGGUUUCAGGGAUUUAGGUUUGUUGCUUUCAAAAUGAUCCCAAAUUUGAAAAAAAGACAAAUUGAAUUAAAGGCCUCUGUAGUUUGAUUCUUUUUGGCAGGAUGCUCAGUUCCUCGUGUACAGGCUUUGCUUUUGACUUUAAAUCAGUUCUCUGUUAAUGUGGCGACUUAUGGGCUUACAGAAACAUAUUUAUGGGCAAUACAGGUAACCUGAGAGGGGGAGAGAUUCUUUAAGAUCUGGCAACGAGAAAACUGGAUUCUGCGUGUGUCCCCCCCCCCUUCCCCCCACAUCAGAACCAGUGGAAAUCCCUCGUUUGAUGUGGUCGCACGGUCUGCUUUUUACUCUGGGCUUCAUGAGUCCAACACCCAGAACCCAGAAAAACAAAAUACGCUAACUUAUCCUGUACGUUUACCAACUCCAGAUUUAAGCAAAACUGCAGGACAAGAAAAAAAAAAAGAGCUUUGCAGAUAUAAUGUAGCCUUCAGCUCGUAGCGACAUGCAGCAUUUGUGGAGAUGGCAGGAAAUGGAGAGCAGGAGCGUUUUUUUUUUUUUUUUAAGUUGUCAAAAUGCAGGGACAAAUAAAUGACUGCGGAAAAAGGCGGUGCCAUGGAAAAGUUAGCGUUCUGGUUUGAUUUUAAAGUCUCUUAGCAUGGUUAGCUUGGCCGCUAUAAGUCUGCUGACUAAUUAAACAAAACCACGUUUUAGUUCAAGCUUGAAACUGGGAGGAAGUAGAUGUGUCUGAAUACUUAGGAACCACAUUCCACUUUGACCUUUAUGCUACGUACUCCCUGGGCGUGUGACACGCGUUCAAGAGCGCGCUAAGCCGCCUCUCUUGAAUGCGCGUUCAGCGUACCGUGUUCACACCGGACGGUCACUACUCCAUAGAAACUGGAAGAAGCUUGUUGCCAAAAGAUGAAGCGGUGCAAAUCUCACUAAUCCUGUGCCGUAAACUAAAAAAAAGGACGCCAUCCGUACGUCACAACAAAAUCCAAGUCCCUGAUUGGUCAAAGGUUUGACCUGGUUUCACUUUCAACGCAGGUUCAAUGGAUGCACGUUUGGGGCGUAGAGCCCGAAAACAGACUUCAAAACUUGAAAGUCACUUAUGUACGCACGUUUGCUUGGACGUUUCAUUGGGAGUGGUCGUUUGAAGGUGUGUAACCGAGCCCGGUGUGGACGUAGCUUCAGAGGUUCUUUAGUGACCCUCUUUCCCACUCCCGCCUUAUCGCACGAGGCUUUCUUCGUUAUCGCCCAUUUCUUCCACCUCAGCAGGGAAUUCAGCUUCCCAAAGCGGGUUUUCUUAUCCCAAAUGAGUCUUUUGGGAUUUUUUUUUGCUGUUUGUUUUUGUUGGACCUCGCACAUCAAGCCAUGUUUGAACUGAAUGUUCUCUUUCUGCACAACAAUCUAUCAAACUAAACCUGCUUCUUAAAAUCAGACACAUAUAACUUGCAAUAUCUAUCUGUUCUUUGACGAUCUGUAUUCUCUAUUGCACCAGUGUUUUCUUCUGUUCUUUCUACAGUAUUUCAGAUGAAUUUUAUCAAUACAAGAGGAUUUUUCUCACACGAGAAGAGUCCCACUGACUGUUACCGGUUGAUUAUUUUCCUCUCUGAUCCGUGUGUAGAAACUACCAUUGUUCUCGUUGUAAACUGUGUUUACUAACUAUUUGCUUUCUGGUGCUGUUGUUGUUUGACUCGGUGUCUGGUUCAAACCUGCAGAGUGGUUUGUUUGUCCUACCAGAAGAUUAUGCAGCAUCUGGUAUUAACUGAAUAAAAGUUUUUUUGGCAGCUGUUUGUUAA
Messenger RNA from Oryzias latipes (Japanese medaka), 10559 nucleotides. It is a transcript of the gene znf704, whose product is annotated as zinc finger protein 704. The record is from RefSeq and is a predicted model, not a curated record. NCBI's taxonomy places the organism in Eukaryota, Metazoa, Chordata, Actinopteri, Beloniformes, Adrianichthyidae. Gene Ontology annotation, molecular function: RNA polymerase II cis-regulatory region sequence-specific DNA binding; DNA-binding transcription factor activity. Gene Ontology annotation, cellular component: nucleus. Gene Ontology annotation, biological process: regulation of transcription by RNA polymerase II.